AUGAUUUUGUAUCAUACUCUUCAAGAUCUCGACAAUUAUGAACCAGAACCAGAUAUUUUGGAAAACGAAGUGACAUUCGCAAUGGAAACACUAGCAAAUGGUAAAGCACCUGGACAUGAUGGCAUCCCAAUCGAAUGUUUUAAAACAAUUAAAGAAGAUACAGUGAAAGUAUUAACAAAAUUAUGCCAACAAAUAUGGAAAACAAACAAAUGGCCUGAAGAUUGG
Didymodactylos carnosus is the source of this 225-nucleotide messenger RNA. Lineage: Eukaryota; Metazoa; Rotifera; Eurotatoria; Philodinida; Philodinidae. The record is from the annotation of a GenBank genome assembly.